Messenger RNA from Eucalyptus grandis, 3452 nucleotides. RefSeq names its product anthocyanidin 5,3-O-glucosyltransferase. The transcript has 2 exons. NCBI's taxonomy places the organism in Eukaryota, Viridiplantae, Streptophyta, Magnoliopsida, Myrtales, Myrtaceae. The record is from RefSeq and is a predicted model, not a curated record. The coding region runs from base 1820 to 3265 and encodes 481 amino acids. Gene Ontology annotation, molecular function: UDP-glycosyltransferase activity.
GGAGUGGUUGGCUUCGACCAGCCGUUGUAGCGAAGAGCCAAUGAUACACAAAUAGGCAAGAAUCCUUGGCUGGAGUGGAGAGCAUCAUAGUCCCCAAAGCUAAUAAGACGCCAUGAUGAUUAUAAUUGCAAAAAACGAGCAUUCAACAAUACUGUAAUCAGAAGAAAGAGACAGGCCAUGGCGGGGCUUGGCAGGCGACAGCGUUGGCGGCGUCGAUGGCGUCGGGGUUCAUGAGCAGGGGCGCUUUGCGGAGGAAAGAAAGAGAGAACAGCGCGGAGGGCGCGACGGUGAGGGAAAAACACAACGGCGGGUCGGGGAGGCGACGGCCGAGGUGAAGGCGCGUCGGCGUCGACGUCAACGUUCGCUAGCAGAUUCAGCGCUUCGCGGAGGAGAGAGAGAGAGCAGAUUGAUUCGGCGUAGAGGCGGAGGCGGAGGCGCGGCGGCUCGGGAGGCGACGGUGGAGGCAGAGGAGCGUCAGCGUCAUGGUUCGCUAGCAGAUUGCGUCGACACGAUGGCUCAGGAGACGACGGUGGAGGCAACCGGCAGAGGCGCGUCGGCAUCGUGGUUCGCUGGCAGAUUCAGCACUUCACGUAAGAGAAAGAGAGCAUAUUGCUUCAGUGCGGAGCCGCAGGCAGAGCCGUCGACGCGGCGGCUGGGGGCGCGACAGCGGAGGCAACCGGCGGAACCGGAGGCGUGGUGGUUCGCUAGCAGUUUCAGAGAGUGGGGGAGUGGAUUGAUUAAGCGCGGAGGCGAAGGAGAGAGAGAGAGAGAGAGAGCGGGGAAUCAUUUUGAACCAGGUUUAAUAAAUGAAGGGAAUUUUUUUUGUCUCGGCAACAGAACGGAGUUUAACGGGGAGAGGGGAGAGGGUGUGAAGAUGAGAAAUCUGUACUGAAGAACCUGAGAUGUAGAAACUCUGUACUGAAGAACCAGAGAUGCAGAAGCAAGAAGAUGAAUUGGAAAGCUCGAAGAUUGAUCAAGAAAGACUUUGUAUUCUUCUUAUUUCAAUCACAAUGUAUUUCAGAACUUGUACAUCAAUGAGCAGAAAGAGAUUUUCAUCUCGACUCCAUACUUUCUAUCUCUUUAUCUGCAUAUUGCUGUACUCUUUUACAGAGAACUCAAAACAAUGGAGAUUUUCUAUCUUUCUCUCUCUAUCUCUCUGUUACACAUCUCAAAAACCCUUAAUCGAAACUACACACACUUUCCUAUUUAAGAAGAUGAAGACUAACUGACAAAACUAAUUUCUGUUUUUGACUUUCCAAUUGAAUAACAACUUUACAUUUCUUCAUAUCCUAGCAAUCCGCAAUCCGUGUCAAUCUUUUCACAAAUUCACCAUCGUCGAUGACAGUCUUCAUUACCCUUCAUCUCAGUCGUUCAUUUGCAGUCUCUUCUUUCGACUGGUAUCAGCCACUUCUCCCCUUUUUGCUUGUAUCAGCAAUCGCUUGCUUUAGUUCUUUUAUCAGCUUCAGCAGCCUCAGCAGCACCAUCUGUUCUAUUUCCAUCAUCAGUAUUAUGAAUAGCUGAUUUCUUUUGUCGAUAUAUCUUAACAGAGGGGAGAGAGAGAGCAUCAGGUCAGAGCAGCUGCAGUGAUGGGCCUGGGUUUUUGAAGAGAGACAGGAGAGAUUUCACCUGCCUAAUAUUUUCUCGAAUCAUCCGACUCUUCCAUCAACCAGUCUUGCUCUCGUUACUCCACCGCUUGCGUCCCGACCGAGGCCAUAAAAGCCACCGCGGAAGAGGCCACCUCACAAGCGCAAGGGCACCAGAUCCAAUUACUCAGAAGCGUGCAACCCACGAUGGAGAUGGAGAUGGAGAAGGCAGACGAAUGUCACAUCGUGAUGUACCCGUCACCGGGAAGAGGCCACCUCAUGUCCCUGGUGGAGCUCGCCCAGUCCCUCCUCCGCCACCACCCCUCCCUCUCCGUCACCGUCCUCAUCUCCUCCCCUCCCCACCUCCUCCCUUCCAUCACCCCUUACGUCUCCUCCGUCUCCUCCGCCACCCCUUCCAUCGCCUUCCGCCACCUCCCCUCCGUCUCCCUCCCCCCUCUCUCUCCUCUGCCCCCACCGCCUUCUCUGACGACCCGGCCAUGUACUUUGAGUACGCCCGCCUCAACAGCCCCAACCUCCACCAAACCUUGUCUGAGCUGCUCUCCGCCUCCCAGCCGUCACAGAAGCCCAGAGCCCUCGUCGUCGACUUCUUCUACGGUUCCGGCGCCGAGGUCGCUGCUGCGCUCCGUCUCCCUGCGUACUAUUACUUCCCUUCCGGCGCGAACCCUCUGGCGGCAUUUCUCUACCUCCCCACCCUACACAAGAUCACUAACACCAGCUUCAAAGACCUGGACGGCGACGUCGACAUCCCGGGCGUACCGCCCAUUCCGGCGAAGCACAUGCCGACCAGAAUGCUGGACCGCAGCAGCAGAAUCUACGGCCACUUCUUGGAAACGUCCAUGCGGCUGGCGGAAUCUGCCGGGCUCAUAAGCAACACGUUCGAGGCGCUCGAGCUGAGGGCCGUGAAAGCGAUAUCGGAGGGACUGUGCGUGCCGGACGGCCGAACUCCGCCGGUGUACUGCAUCGGGCCGCUCGUGGCAGUCGACGAUCACAUCAGUAAGCGGGAUUGCCUAAGCUGGCUCGACUCGCAGCCGAACCGAAGCGUCUUGUUUAUGACCUUCGGAAGCAUGGGGGUGUUCUCGUCCAAGCAGCUGAGAGAGAUCGCUCAGGCGCUAGAGGGGAGUGGGCUCAGGUUCUUGUGGGUGGUGCGUAACCCACCACCGGACGAUGAAAUCUGGCGCAACUUAACUAUUAAACCAGAAGAUGAUCCAGGCAUGGAUGCGAUCCUUCCGAGUGGGUUCACGGAGAGAACUAAAGACAGAGGGCUGGUGGUGAAGUCAUGGGCCCCGCAGGUGGCGGUGCUGAGCCACGACUCGGUAGGCGGGUUCGUGAGCCACUGCGGGUGGAACUCGGUGAUGGAGGCAGUGUGCGCCGGUGUGCCCAUGAUAGUCUGGCCGCUCUACGCAGAGCACAAGCUGAUCAGGUCAUACCUAGCCGGCGAGAUGAAGCUGGUACUGUCGGUGGCCGAGUCGGAAGGUGGGUUCGUGACGACGGAAGAGUUGGCAGGGCGGAUCGCGGAGCUGAUGUGCUUGGAGGAAGGGAGAAAGGUGAGGGAGCGAGUGGCGGAGAUGAGGAACGCGGCGAGGGAGGCGUUGAGCGAGGGAGGGUCGUCGCGGGUGGCGAUGGCGAAGUUGGUGGACUCGUUUAAAAGUGGAAUGACGUGAGAAGAUGAGUAACAAUUAUCUGGCGUAAAUAAUAUUUUAUAUUAAGGGUUUUAUAUAUCGUCGAUAAUUCUCAAAAUAAGCAUUAGAUAAGAUCGCUUGUAAAAUUUAAUGCCCUCUUUAUGUAUAUGAUCUACUUUUCUAAGAAGAAUAUGUAGAACAAAAAAACUGUCAUGGCGAUUAUCGUAAA